UCAACGCAGGCAAGCAGCACACAUCUACUACCGACCCAAGAAGCAGGCAAUCAUCUGUUCUCGUAGCACCUAGAGGAAGAGAGAUCAAUGGCGGCGAUCGCAGCAAGAAGCCUCGUCCUGGCCGCGGCCGUCGCGGCGCUGCUGGUGGCGUCAGUGUCGGCGCAGUCCGGAUGCACGGCGGCACUCGUGGGCCUGUACCCGUGCAUGAACUAUAUCAGCGGCAACGACACGGCGCCGACCAAGUCCUGCUGCUCUCAGCUCAGCUCCGUCGUGCAGUCGCAGCCGCAGUGCCUGUGCAGCGCUCUCGGCAGCGACUCGGUCGGCGGCAUGACCAUCAACAAGACGCGCGCGCUCGAAAUGCCACAGGCGUGCAACGUGCAGACCCCGCCGGCGAGCAAGUGCAACGGCGCUGGUGGUGGCAGUGCUCCGAUGGCCGGCGACACGCCAGCGGUGCAGACGCCGGGCUUGGGAUCGAAGACGACGCCGUCGGGGUACCUCCAGGAGAGUGGAGGCUCGUCGCUCCACGGGCCAGCGAGUCUGGUGUUCGCGCUCGCGGCCGCUGCCGUUUACGCCAUGUCCGCCGUUUGA
This is a messenger RNA of Lolium rigidum, 588 nucleotides long. Its product is annotated as non-specific lipid transfer protein GPI-anchored 5-like. Lineage: Eukaryota; Viridiplantae; Streptophyta; Magnoliopsida; Poales; Poaceae. The transcript has 2 exons. The coding region runs from base 88 to 588 and encodes 166 amino acids. The record is from RefSeq and is a predicted model, not a curated record.